UUAGUUCUUGAUUUCUCGAACCAGUGUUUCUGUAUUUGAGAUUAAGGUUAUUAUUUGAAAAUUUCGGGGGACUGAACUUUAGAUUAAGGAGUUUCGGUAUAUUAGAGAGCGGAAAAAAUAGGAAAUAUGGAAAAAUACGAGCUUGUGAAAGAUAUAGGUUCUGGUAAUUUUGGUGUGGCAAGGCUUAUGAGGAACAAGGACACGAAAGAACUCGUGGCUAUGAAAUACAUCGAAAGAGGACACAAGAUCGAUGAGAAUGUAGCACGAGAGAUCAUAAAUCACAGGUUUCUUCGGCACCCAAAUAUAAUUCGGUUUAAGGAGGUUGUUUUGACUCCCACCCAUCUUGCCAUUGUCAUGGAGUAUGCAGCUGGCGGUGAACUUUUUGAAAGAAUCUGCAGUGCCGGAAGAUUCAGUGAAGAUGAGUCCAGGUACUUCUUUCAGCAACUUAUAUCUGGAGUUAACUACUGCCACUCCAUGACAAUAUGCCAUAGAGAUUUGAAGUUGGAGAAUACCCUUCUGGAUGGAAGUCCUGCACCACUGCUAAAAAUAUGCGACUUUGGUUACUCAAAGUCAUCUCUGCUGCAUUCAAAGCCCAAAUCAACAGUUGGCACACCAGCUUAUAUUGCUCCGGAAGUUUUAUCUAGAAGAGAAUAUGAUGGAAAGUUGGCUGAUGUGUGGUCAUGUGGAGUGACCCUUUACGUGAUGCUGGUUGGAGCAUACCCUUUUGAAGACCAAGAUGAUCCAAAGAACUUUAGGAAAACUAUCCAACGAAUAAUGGCUGUUCAGUACAAGAUCCCAGACUACGUACACAUAUCUCAAGAUUGUAGGCACCUACUUUCCCGUAUAUUUGUUGCCAAUCCAGUCAGGAGAAUUACAAUCAACGAAAUCAAGUCACACCCGUGGUUUUUGAAAAAUCUACCAAGAGAACUAACUGAUGCAGCUCAGGCCUUGUAUUAUCAAAAAGGAAACCCUACCCAUUCCGUUCAAGGUGUUGAGGAAAUAAGGAAAAUCGUGGAAGAGGCCAGGACUCCUCCUCAGGCCUCUCGUUCACUUGGAGGCUUUGGUUGGGGAGGCGAAGAAGAUGAGGACAAAGAUGAAGAGGUAGAAGAAGAGGAUGAAGAAGACGAUGAUGAGUAUGAAAAACAAGUGAAAGCCGCACAUGCAAGUGGAGAAGUGCGUCUCUCUUGAGGCCUCCUAUUUACCUCUCAAGUAGAAUUAUAUCUGAAUUUUCAUGGUAAAUAAGUAAGUGUGUAAAUUGCAAGAGGCUUGUGCUUUUGAAUUACUGGGGUAAUAAAUUUGGACGAUGAAGUUUGAGUGUGUUUGUGUAGAAAUGGUGUGAUUCUAUAAAUUUGAUCUUGUCAAUGGAUUUCGAUGUAGAUUUGAAAAUUAUGGUUACUCCAGCUUUUGUUGUUUUCUGGAU
Messenger RNA from Olea europaea var. sylvestris, 1420 nucleotides. RefSeq names its product serine/threonine-protein kinase SRK2A-like. Lineage: Eukaryota; Viridiplantae; Streptophyta; Magnoliopsida; Lamiales; Oleaceae. The transcript has 9 exons. Bases 127 to 1188 code for a protein of 353 amino acids. Gene Ontology annotation, biological process: intracellular signal transduction; protein phosphorylation. Gene Ontology annotation, molecular function: ATP binding; protein serine/threonine kinase activity. The record is from RefSeq and is a predicted model, not a curated record.